CGUCUUAGAAUCCCCUUCUUAACACUUCCGGAAUUCCUUUUCCGGGACGCGAACGCUUUGUGUGUGUUUGUGCGUGUGUGCGUGCAUGAGUCAAUACUAAAAGGAGUCCCUGCGAUUCUCCUCGCUCUCUUUUCUGCUACCACCUCCUUACUUUAUGGACCGGAAGAGUCCUUGAGCCAAAAUAGCUCGGCGGGUACUUCCGGGACGGGAGACCUGGGUUCCGGAAGGGUGCUGGAAGGAGAGGGAGAGGCGGCGGCGGCGGCAGCUGGAGGAUGAAGAAGGAGCAUGUGCUGCACUGUCAGUUCUCCGCCUGGUAUCCACUGUUCCGAAGCCUUACCAUCAAGAGCGUCAUUCUUCCACUUCCUCAGAAUGUGAAGGAUUAUUUACUCGACGAUGGAACUCUGGUGGUUUCAGGAAGGGAAGAUCCACCAACACAUUCUCAACCAGACAGUGAUGAUGAGGCAGAAGAAAUACAGUGGUCGGAUGAUGAGAACACGGCUACACUUACGGCACCGGAAUUUCCCGAGUUCACCACGAAAGUCCAAGAAGCUAUCAAUUCCCUGGGGGGCAGUGUAUUUCCUAAGCUUAACUGGAGUGCCCCAAGGGAUGCAUACUGGAUAGCAAUGAACAGUUCUCUGAAAUGUAAAACCCUCAGCGACAUCUUUCUGUUGUUCAAGAGUUCUGAUUUCAUCACUCAUGACUUCACUCAGCCAUUUAUUCAUUGUACUGAUGAUUCUCCAGAUCCUUGUAUAGAAUAUGAGCUUGUUCUUCGAAAAUGGUGUGAAUUAAUUCCUGGGGCUGAGUUCCGAUGUUUUGUAAAGGAAAACAAGCUUAUUGGUAUUUCUCAAAGGGACUAUACACAGUACUAUGAUCAUAUUUCUAAACAAAAGGAAGAGAUUUGCAGAUGCAUACAAGACUUUUUUAAGAAACACAUACAGUACAAAUUCUUGGAUGAAGACUUUGUGUUCGAUAUAUAUAGAGACAGUAGGGGGAAGGUGUGGCUGAUUGAUUUUAAUCCGUUUGGUGAAGUAACUGAUUCACUGCUGUUUACUUGGGAAGAACUGAUAUCUGGAAGAAACUUAAAAGGUGAUUUUAGUGAAGGAGAUGCUCUCGAGCAGGAUUCUCCAGCUUUCCGUUGCACAAACAGUGAAGUGACAGUUCAACCCAGUCCCUAUCUGAGUUACCGACUUCCCAAGGACUUUGUAGACCUGUCUACUGGGGAGGAUGCUCACAAACUCAUAGAUUUUCUUAAACUGAAAAGAAAUCAGCAAGAGGAUGACUGAUUUGAGUGCCAGAGUUAAGUCCGAGGUAAAGAGGAAACCACCUUGGCAUCAGAAGCCUGCUCUGAGCUCACAACUUCCUGUUACCCCACUCAGGUUGGGAUGGGAGGCAGAGUGAAAUCAAUAGCUUUUUAUAUCCCUGUAUAUUAAGCUGGGAAAAAAUGGAGGGACUUUGCUACUUGUAAAAAUAAAUAAUAAAUAGAUCUUAAAUAUAGGAAACCAUACUGUUCUGAUGAUAAAAUACCUUCUCUGAAAUACCUC
Odobenus rosmarus divergens (Pacific walrus) is the source of this 1541-nucleotide messenger RNA. It is a transcript of the gene CDC123, whose product is annotated as cell division cycle 123. The transcript is spliced from 13 exons. Gene Ontology annotation, cellular component: cytoplasm. The coding region runs from base 273 to 1283 and encodes 336 amino acids. The record is from RefSeq and is a predicted model, not a curated record. NCBI's taxonomy places the organism in Eukaryota, Metazoa, Chordata, Mammalia, Carnivora, Odobenidae.